GCCAGCCGUGGCUGAAUGAACGGACAUCGCAGCUCGGCUGGAUUAGUCGAAGCCCACCUGACGAGCGCAUCGCCGACACGAGUGCGUGCCUCCUGGCUGCAGAAUUGCGCAAUCGCCCACGGCAUUGCACUCGUUGCAGCGGAUUUGCGUGUGUGUAGUGCGAGUGUUCGCGACUCUUUCGCUCUCGCUGUUGUUUGCCAAACGUGCGCAGCGAUGGACAUGGCGGAGAACGGCAAGUCGGUGACGCCCGGGGCGGAUGUCCAUCUCCCGAUGGGUGAAACACCUGCGGACCAGCAGCAUCCUGCUAGUCACUCGGGUUUGCAGACUGAAACUCCCCAAGGCCGUCUUUCUUGGAUUGAUCAGACCGCUCGGAGACUUUCAGAACGAUUCGACAGAGAGCUCGGCGGCCCGUGGCUGAAGAUACGCUACCUAGUUGUAUUCUGCUGCUUUUUGGCGAACGCCAUCAGCUACAUGAUGCGUGUCAAUUUGUCGGUGGCCAUCGUGGCCAUGACCAGCACAGACGGGCCUGAAGACGUUCCUCACUACGAUUGGGAUGAAUCUAUUCGCGGCACAAUCCUAAGUUCCUUUUUCUGGGGUUACAUAGUAACCCAAGUUCCCUCGGGGUAUGUGGCCGCCAGGUACAGCGCUACGAAACUGCUCUUCUGCAUGAUGCUGGUUGCCACAGCGGCCACUCUGCUGUUCCCGACGGCCGCUGACUUGGGCUGGGAGACUGCCUGCGUAGCCAGAGUCAUAUUGGGACUUGCCCAGGGCUCCCUACUUCCGUGCUGUCACGCCCUGUUGGCCAAAUGGUCACCGCCCGGUGAGAGAGGAAGAAUGUCUGUCUACGCAUACACAGGUCAGCCCUUUGGUAACGUGGUGGCCCUGUCUUGCUCGGGCUUAAUCGCCGCCUCGGCCGGUUGGCCGUGGGUUUUUUACGCCACUGGCGCCAUCGGCCUCUUCACGUCCGUCCUGUUUAUCCUUCUGGCCGCCGACUCCCCCGCGGUGCACAAAUUGGCCUCGCGGGACGAGCGGGAGUACAUCGAAACAAGCAUUGGAAUCAAUACCGUUGCUGACAACACGCAGCGAUUGCGAACGCCAUGGAAGGCGAUACUGACGUCAGUUCCUAUGUGGGCUUUAAUCAUCGUGCACUGCGGUCAAAACUGGGGCUUCUGGACCCUGCUGACUGAGAUUCCCUCCUAUAUGGAUGGCGUGCUCGGAUUUGACCUUAAACAGAACGGUCUGCUGUCCGCCCUGCCCUACUUGGGUCUGUGGAUCUUUGGACUCAUUAUAAGCUGGGUGUCGGACCAUUUUCUCAAGAAAAAUUGCUACAGUAUCGGCACCUCGAGAAAAAUCGGAAACAGCAUCGCUCAUUAUGGUGGUGCUGUAAUGCUGAUUAUUUUGGGCUUCAUGAGUGCCUCCCAAACUGCCGCGGUCAGCGUUUUAGUCGUGGCAGUUGCGCUUAACGCUGGCACAAUGGUUGGAUAUCAGGUGAACCAUAUCGAUUUGUCUCCGAACUUUGCCAGCACAAUGAUGGGCAUCACAAAUUGCCUGGGAAAUAUCAUGAGCAUUCUAGGUCCCCUCGUGGUCGGCUUCAUCGUCACCGACAAGCACUCCGGUGAGCAAUGGCGCACCGUGUGGCUCAUUUCAGCCGCGAUCUACGUUGUCGCCAACACCGUUUUUGUCAUCUUCGGCAGUGGAGAAACUCAGCCGUGGAAUAGUCCCGACUACAAGAGAACCAAGGCUUCCUCUGUCCAAGAUUCAAGCAGCGAUCGAUCCUCGUCGCCACAGCCGGCAGAAAAAUUAUAAUCUGUCAAAUAGCACUCUAGAAAAGACUGAGAGUUUGAAUGAGCAAAACGCUUGCUUUCUCCUGGGACAAGCACUCUCUGAUGGAAGAAAUGGAGGGAAUAGUGCUGCCUACAUGUUCAAAAAUUUAUGAUUCCUUGUAAAUUUAUAAAUCAACUUCUUAUUAUUUAGUCAAAAAUGUCGAAUAAUAUGAGAAUUCGAUAUAACUUUUGUAUGGUAAUUAAACCUAGAGUACUAAAAAGUUAUAAAUAAAACUCAUUUUAUUUUACAAAAUA
Molecule: messenger RNA, 2078 nt
Organism: Cloeon dipterum
Lineage: Eukaryota; Metazoa; Arthropoda; Insecta; Ephemeroptera; Baetidae
Product: putative inorganic phosphate cotransporter
Exons: 13
Coding region: 16-1806 (596 amino acids)
Biological process (GO): monoatomic anion transport; transmembrane transport
Cellular component (GO): membrane
Molecular function (GO): transmembrane transporter activity
Source: RefSeq, a predicted model, not a curated record